AUGGGUUAUUGUUUAAUGCAUAUAGAAAAAAAAUUAAAAAAAUUUUACCCUUUAUUCGAAAUCGAUACAAAAGACUUUACAUUUACAACAACAGAAGGAUUAAUAGAUUUAAUGAAUGGCGGGGAUGUUGAAAUUGCCAAUCGCAAGGAUUUAGAACAAUACUUAAAAUUUCUGUAUAUGAUAAAGACUAAGCGCAAAACAAGAAGAUUGAUGGCAGUUGAAGAUCAUUUAAAAAAAGUUAUUCCUGAUGAAUAUGAAAUUGAUGAAGUAGAUGAUGAAGUUGAUGAUGAAGAUGAGGAAUCAGAUGAUGAAGUUAAUGAUGAAGAUGAGGAAUCAGAUGAUUAUGAAGAAAAUUAUCCACCAAUCACAGAACAAAUAGACGAAUUGGAAAAGGAGAUAUCUAGUGGACAAGGUAUAACGUUUUUAUCCGACAACAACGAAGAAUUGCUUAAUAGAUUACGAGUAAUAUUAGCGGCAAUGAAGGAAGGUCAUCGAUCACACAGACAAUAUAAUGAAGUAAAUUGUAUAUUAAAAAGACUCCUAGAAAAAGAUUAUGAGUACGAACUCGAUCGCAAUCAAGAAUAUGAAUUGGGAUUAAAGUAUUUCUCAGUUUACAAUUCCAUUAGAAAUAUCAACGAAAAAAAUAACCAAAUAAAAAUAUCAACAGAUAACGGAGUUACGUUCAAAACCAUAAGUUUACUACCAGGAAGCUUUGAAUACAUAGCCAUUAACGAAUACCUAUCUGAAUAUGGAGGAAGUAUCAAUGGUAAAAACAAUAUUGAAUUCGAAGGUAAUUUGAAUCUGAACAAAAUAAAAUUAAUAUUAAGAAAUAAUAGUCAAGUUGAUUUCAACGUAGAAAAUUCAUUGAAUACGUUACUAGGAUUUGAUAAACGAGUAUACACCCAAUCCACUUUAGCACCACACAAAGCUAAUAUCGAGAAUGAUAUCGAUGUGAUAAAUAUACAUUGCAAUUUGAUAAACGGUGGAUUUUUCAAUAAAUACAAACGUCAGAUUAUUUACAGUCUUCCAACAUUCACUGUACCGAUAGGAUAUAGAAUUAUAGAGAAACCAUUUCAAACGACGUAUUUACCACUUAAUUCCUUUAUGAUUAAAGAUAUAAAUCUGGAAAUUAAAGAUGGUAAAAAUAGGUUUAUAGAUUUUGGUAACGAGGAAAUUGUUAUUCAACUUCAUUUAAAACAAAAAAAUUAA
Molecule: messenger RNA, 1209 nt
Organism: Lottia gigantea (owl limpet)
Lineage: Eukaryota; Metazoa; Mollusca; Gastropoda; Lottiidae
Exons: 2
Coding region: 1-1209 (402 amino acids)
Source: RefSeq, a predicted model, not a curated record